This is a messenger RNA of Cuscuta campestris, 4034 nucleotides long. Lineage: Eukaryota; Viridiplantae; Streptophyta; Magnoliopsida; Solanales; Convolvulaceae. The record is from the annotation of a GenBank genome assembly.
AUCUUCCUAAUUCAUAUUUCGUUCGUGGUCCGCCAUCUCAUCGGGUUAAUCCCAUCAUUGGUGCUCUCAUUGAGAGAAACUGAGAGAUAAGGCUGUGAGAUUAUGGCCGGACGAAGGACGAGACGUAACCCUGCUACUUCUGCCCAGUCGACGGUGAGAAGUGACAACCCUGAACAGGGUCCAUCCGGAACCCGGGAUAUCCCUAUCGGGCAACCCCGCCAGGUCCUGCGUACUGCGAGUUCUCCUAUCCUACAGGAGCUCCAUGAUCCGGAGGAGGUUGAAAGGGAAAGGCGAGCCAUUGACAGACGCCGGGCGGAGGAAUUGGCCCGAAAUAACAAGGUGAACGAAGGCCAGGCUAAGGAUCCAAGCCGGAUCUUCGGCGAUGGACACGAAAACCCGCGGGGAUCUGUCUUUGAAAGGAUAUCUCGCCAGAAAGCUCACGUUAGUGAGAGGCUGGGGAAGAAUCCGGAAAAGGCACCUCAGGGUUGGAUACGACCCCAGGCCAGCCAGGUGGCAUCUUCCAAUCGCGAACCCCGGCAGCGAAACGACCGAGGCGCGAGCCAAGUGCCGGUCCGGUCAUUACGGAACCUGGAGGAGGACGAAGUUCAAAGCCAAGCCAGGGUCCCAGCACCACGGCGACUGGGACCGCUGGUGCCGGAAGCUGGUGAAUUUCAAGACCUGAGACAGCAGAUCCAGGAGAUGCAGAGGAAGAUAAAUAAGGGUCGAAAAUUCACUACCCGAACGAUUACUCCCUUGGCUCCGGAGAUCUUUGCGAAACCAAAUCCGCAGGGAUUCAAAAUUCCAUUUGUCAAGCGUUAUGACGGCGAGUCAGACCCCCAAGAGCACAUAAAUAGCUAUGUCCAAGUGAUGAUCGCCGUGGACGCCAGUGACGCACUCAUGUGUCGGUGCUUCUUGCAGACCGUUGAUAGCAAGGUUGCAGACUGGGUCAACCAUAUCCCUGCUGGAUCAAUCCGAACAUGGGAUGAAUUGGGACUACGGUUCCUAGAGCAUUUUGCCGGGAACUGCCGUCCUAAGAAGCAUUUCACUCACUUGGCAUCAGUGCGACAGAAGCAUGGUGAAUCCUUGAAGAAUUUCCUUAUCCGAUGGAGGAAAGAGUCCAGGGAGGUUGAAGGAACUGAUGAUAAAUCCAGGUUGGCUAUGUUCACGGCGGCAUUACAGGAUGGACUCCUUCACACCGAUCUCACUACUCAUCCCCCGGAUACCUUUGAAGAAGCGAUGGUCCGGGCAGUGAGGUACGUGACCCUGGAAGAAAGAAAGGAGGAGAAGAAGGAGAAGACUCCUAAAGAAGAAGAGAAGACGGGGAAUAAGAAGCCAUUCAAGAAUAAGAAGCAAGGCUUCCCGGACGGCCCAAAGGGUGCAAGUCUUGGGACCUCGGUGAAGCAUAAAUCUGCUAACCCGGUCUUCACAUUGCCAGUGACUGAGGUCAUGGCCCAUGCUGCACAGCAGGGACUUAUGACUUACCCUACCUAUUCUCAGAAGGUCUGCAAUGUGGAAGACACUGGAAAAUGGUGUGCCUACCAUCGCAAGAAGGAUCACAACACGGAAGAUUGCUACACUCUGAAGAAUGAGAUGGCAAGGCUGAUCCGCCGGGGUCAUUUGAAGAAAUUUGUACAAGAUGGUGACACCGGGAAUCCCGGAAAUGCUCAGAACGGGAAACGCAGAGAUAAAGAAGUGGCCCAAGUUGAGGCCCAGGAGAAACACCACAUCGGGCUUGACGACGAAGAGGAGGAUUCGGAACCCGCACCGCAUCGCCAGAAGAGACACCACGGGUGUAAUUUCAUCAUUGGAGGGAAUACUGGUGGGGACUCGGCCACUAGCCGGAAGAAGUGGGCUAACGCGGCAGUGGUCAACAAGGUGCUGGUCCCAGAAGGGGAUACUAAGGCAACCCGGAAGCUGGACAUGGAGUUUGUCAUGGUGGGGAUAAUCUCCAACACGAACAUUAUCUUGGGCCGACCCGGAUUGGAAGAUUUGGAGUGUGUUAUUUCACCUUGUCACCUGUGCAUAAAAUUCCCAACCCCCCAUGGAGUUGGAGUUGCCAGGGGAUCUCAGAGAGUAUCCCGGGCAUGGUAUUUGAAGGCAACCAAACAGCCGGUCAAGUAUGAUACCCAAGUAGGAGAAGUAACUGCGCAGCUCUUGAGGGCAGAGGAAAAACGUCCCAGAGUAGAAGUUGCCGGCGACAUUGAAGAGGUGGAACUGGAGCCAGGCACGCCGGGAAGGUUUGUCAGGAUUGGUAAGGGGCUGGGGGCUGAACUCAGGUCACGAGUGAUUUCAGUCCUCAGGAGGUUCAGAAGGGUCUUUGCAUGGAGUCCAGCUGAUAUGCCAGGACUGGAUCACAAGAUUGCAGUUCAUCGCCUAAAUGUUCUGCCGGAUGCCAAACCGUUUCGUGUGUCCAACAAUGAAGCUGAGUAUGAGGCCCUGAUCAAUGGUUUGAAAAUUCUGCGUAAGAUGGGAGUAUCCAGGGUUCAGGUGUACACCGACUCCCGAUUAGUUGUGGGACAAAUCACGGGGGAAUUUGAAGCAAAGGAAGAGAGGAUGAAAAGGUACCGGGACUUGACCCUGGAGGUGUUGGGAAAGUUUGAGUUUAAGCUUGAACAUAUUCCCCGAGCCCAGAAUGCGGAGGCUGAUGUUCUCUCCAAGCUCAGCGCAGAGUCACCGGAAUACAUAAGCAAGUUAGGAACCGUCGAAGAGCUGGUAACCUCGAGUCUUAGCAACAGUAAAGUGACCUGGGUAUCAGCCGAUCCCCCGGAAUGGCUGGACCGGUUGGCCAAAUACAUUGAGGACGCUGAGGCCCCGGAGGAUCCCCAAGAAGCACGUCUACUGCGAAUGAGGGCACCUACCUACAAGGUACUGGAUGGAAUCCUCUAUAAGCGAUCCUACAACAGUGUCUUACUCCAUUGCCUCCGGGCAGUGGAGGCAAAGGCACUGAUGGAGGAGAUACAUGAAGGAGUAUGUGCUGCACAUCAGGGUCCUUACUCCAUUUCUAGAAGGGCUAUCAUCCAGGGAUACUUCUGGCCGACAAUGAGGAAGGAUUGCGAAGAAUAUGUACGCAAGUGCCCAACCUGCCAACAAUUCCAGAAUAUGCCCGGGAGGCCAGCCACGAAUUACACGCCCAUCAGCUCCGUAAUCCCCUUUUCAAGAUGGGGGAUCGAUCUUGUGGGAGCCCUGCCAAAAGGGGCAGGGCAAGCAAGGUGGAUUGUGGUUGCGAUAGACUAUUUCACAAAGUGGGUGGAAGCUGAGCCACUUGCAGGGAUCACCGGAAGGCAGAUGAUUGACUUCGUCGGAACCAAUAUACUCUGCAGGACGACUCCAAGGAGAGCCACGGGUGACACUCCUUUUGGUUUGGCUUAUGGUUUUGAAGCCCGGGCUCCCGCUGAAGUAGUAAUCCCUACCAGGAGAGAAAUGGAAUAUGACCCGGAGGUGAACGAACAGAACCAGGCCGUAGAGCUGAAUUUCGUAGAAGAACGAAGGGAUGAAGCACGUAUCCGGGCAGAGAAUUAUCGUCGCCAGGUGAAAUCUUACUUUGAUAGCAAGGUGAAACCAAGGGCGUUCCAGGUGAGAGAUUACGUCCUGAGGAAACGAGAGAAAAGUCAACCAACUAAGGGUGGGAAGCUGGCUAAGAAAUAUGAAGGACCUUAUAUCAUCAAGGCCGUUGUUCGCCCAGGUACCUACAAGUUGGUGACUCCUAAGGGGAAAGAAAUUGAUAGGACAUGGAAUGUAGAGCACUUGGUCAGAUUUUAUCAGUGAAUCAUUUUGUAAAAAUGCUCUAUUCUUAAUUUAAAAUGUUUGUUUCAAUCAAAUUCUUCUAUAGCCAAGUGCCUUUGCAAUUUCAUUGUUCUAUAGGUUUCUUAAAAAAAAAAGGGGGGGGGAAGCACCCCCGGGCUAUAUAGACCCGCUUUACAGGGAGGUUGAAAAGUUUAUGCCACCUGCUAAAAAUAGGGGAGGUAGAUAAGUUUAUGCCCCCCCGGAGGUAGAGAAGUUUAUGCCUCCGUCAAAAAUGAAGGAAGGGUUGGGAU